Molecule: messenger RNA, 1943 nt
Organism: Alligator mississippiensis (American alligator)
Lineage: Eukaryota; Metazoa; Chordata; Crocodylia; Alligatoridae
Gene: SEH1L
Product: SEH1 like nucleoporin
Exons: 9
Coding region: 71-1330 (419 amino acids)
Biological process (GO): positive regulation of TORC1 signaling; cellular response to amino acid starvation
Cellular component (GO): nuclear pore outer ring; Seh1-associated complex
Molecular function (GO): protein binding; structural molecule activity
Source: RefSeq, a predicted model, not a curated record
CCGCGGGCGGGCAGGGUAGGGCAGGGCGAGCGGUGCCGAAGGUCGGCGAGCGGGGGACUAGGCGCCGAGGAUGUUUGUGGCGCGGAGCAUCGCGGCGGAUCACCGCGACCUCAUCCACGACGUCUCUUUCGACUUCCACGGGCGGCGCAUGGCGACCUGCUCCAGCGACCAGAGCGUCAAGGUCUGGGACAAAAGUGAAAAUGGGGAUUGGCACUGUACUGCCAGCUGGAAGACGCACAGUGGGUCUGUCUGGCGAGUGACCUGGGCUCAUCCUGAAUUUGGACAGGUCCUGGCUUCUUGCUCUUUUGACAGAACUGCUGCUGUGUGGGAAGAGAUAGUGGGAGAGUCAAACGAUAAACUCCGAGGGCAGAGUCACUGGGUAAAGAGGACCACACUGGUAGACAGUAGAACAUCUGUUACAGAUGUAAAGUUUGCUCCCAAGCAUAUGGGUCUUAUGUUAGCAACCUGUUCAGCAGAUGGAGUAGUGAGGAUAUACGAAGCCCCAGAUGUUAUGAAUCUCAGUCAGUGGUCACUGCAGCAUGAAAUCUCAUGUAAACUAAGCUGCAGUUGUAUUUCUUGGAAUCCUUCGAGCUCUCGAGCACAUUCUCCAAUGAUAGCUGUUGGAAGUGAUGACAACAGUCCAAAUAUUUUGGCUAAGGUUCAGAUUUAUGAAUAUAAUGAGAACACCAGGAAGUAUGCAAAAGCAGAAGCUCUAAUGACAGUCACUGAUCCUGUGCAUGAUAUUGCAUUUGCUCCAAACCUAGGAAGAUCCUUCCAUAUCUUAGCUGUGGCAACCAAAGAUGUACGAAUUUUCACGCUAAAACCUCUAAGGAAAGAACUGACUUCUUCUGGAGGAUUAACAAAAUUUGAAAUUCACAUAGUGGCUCAGUUUGAUAAUCACAACUCCCAGGUCUGGCGAGUGAGCUGGAAUAUUACUGGCACAGUGCUUGCAUCAUCUGGUGAUGAUGGCUGUGUUAGGCUAUGGAAAGCUAAUUACAUGGACAACUGGAAGUGCACUGGCAUUCUGAAAGGUAACGGGAGUCCAGUCAAUGGUAGUUCUCAGCAGGGCAUUUUUAAUGCUUCUUUAGGUUCAGCCAAUACAAGCUUCCAGAAUUCACUAAAUGGAUCAUUUGCUGGCAGGUAUUUCUUUCCCCCUCUGGAUUCCCCACGGGCUGGAUCAAGAUGGUCCAGUCAUGCCCAGCUCCUACCUCCUCCUCCUCUGAUAGAGCACUCUUGCGAUGCUGACACUGCCAACCUCCAGUAUCCUCACCCUCGCAGACGAUAUAUCUCUCGGCCUCUUAACCUUUUACCUGAGAAUCAAGGGGUUUAACAUAUGUUGUUUAAAAUAAACUCUAAAGGGCCUAUUUGAUGCUUGUAAAUGCUUACAUUUUCCAGCUGCUUUCAUUUUUCAUUUUUCCUUCUGAAGAUUUUCAAAAUUUGGGGGCUUUUUGCAUGUUUUGCAAAACAAACCACAGUAUUUGGAGUCUUAACGUUUAUGCUUGUGCAUCAAAGGAACACUAGCUUCAUUGUUCCAAUACCCUUUGAAUUCUGACAACACAGUACCAGCAGCAUUAAGUAUGAGACCUAUAUGCAGAGUAGUUGACUUCAAAAUGCCUGUCCCAUAUUUUUUGUACUCAGUUUGUUGUGGUCUUGAGUUUUUUUUUCUUUAUUUCUUUUUUUUUAAUUUUUUUUUUUUUUUUGUAUAUCACAUUGAUAUAUGUGAAACGUAUUGUCAGAGUUCAACAUGCUCUCAAGAAACUGUUCUGUAACUCAAGGAUCACGUUAGAAGUAACUCCUAAAAUAAACUGUUCCUGUGUAUACUGCAGCAAAAUGGUAAUUCGGAGUGUUUGGUCAUUUGAAGUUUCCACCUCACUGCAUAAGAUUUAAAUAUUUAAUUUUUUUAAAUUAUCAUCAAAUAGAUUAAUAAAAUGUAUUUUAAAAGA